AUGACGAACAACGACAGACGUGUCAGUAUCGGAGUCAGUGGGGCUGCACCUGUCCGUAUCUGGGUCAAUUCGGUUGCCAACAUUCCCGAGAUCGCUCGUCCCCGUCCUGCCACUCACGCCCACGAAGCAUUCAUGCGUCCCGACUUCGAAGCUAGCAUUGCCGGGGCUCCAACAGUAAAGACGACUUCCACCACAUCCCUGAAGACCAUCGGCCUGAUACCGACGUUGUACUAUAUAUCCGGCGGCGGUAUUCACCUACAACAUAGCAACUUAUCUUCAAAUGCUAUUGACAAGGAGACAGGUGGGAUCAGCGUGUCCACGGUCGAGGAGAUCAAGAUCCUGGGGCUAACGGUAGACUGCGGCCUUACGUUCAACGCUCACAUUGCAAAUGUGUGCAGGAAGGCGUUGGGCGUAUACAAGCAGCUGUCGAAAGCCGCCAGGGUAAAUUGGGGCCUACACCCCGAAAUAAUUAAGAUCAUAUACAAGGCGACAGUGGAGCGUAUCAUUGCCUACGCAGCCAGUGCAGUGGCCCCAGCCACCCAUAAGGUAAGAACCAAAAAAAAAGAGUUGAAUACAGUACAACGUCUCUUUGCACAAAAAAAAAUAUGUAAAGGUUAUAGGACGGUCUCCCUCAGCGCAGCCUUAGUAUUGGCCGGAAUGCUACCACUAGAUAUAAGAAUAAGAGAAAAUUCCGCCCUGUAUGAAGCGAGAAGAAAGGAAAAAUUCCGCCACUUACCGGAGGAUAGACAGGUGGAAAGGAAAGCUCCAUAUACGGCGAGGCCGCAUCCGUCAGAGGACCAUCAGAUACCGGUGGCACAUAUCACCAGUGAAGAGGAGGUUGCAGCACAGGUGGACGGUGCAGUUCAAAUAUAUACAGAUGGCAGCAAAAUUGAAGGCAAGGUAGGAGCCUCGAUAUCCAUAUGGAUUGAUAGAGCCGAAACCACGGCCAAAAAAAAAAAAAAAAUUAAACUGUCAUCCUACUGCACCGUCUACCAAGCUGAACUACUUACGUUAAGCAAGGCUGCAGAGGUGGCGGCCAGUGGUACCAGCAUAAAGUACGCUAUUAUGAGCGAUUCUCUAGCUAUUGAUACAAUAGUUAACAGUGAACUGCUGCAUCCGCUAGCAAUGGAGGCCAGACGAUAUCUGCGCCAAGCUAGGCUGGGGGGCAAGAGUGUCACACUGCAUUGGGUCAAAGCACAUAUAGGUAUCCAAGGCAACGAAAGAGCCGAUGCUCUUGCAAAGGAAGCCGCUCUUACGAGUAGAGGCCGAACCGAAGAGCACUAUGACAGAUACCCAGUGUCAUUCGUAAAGGGAAGUUCGCAAGGCGUACCGAUCUUCACCUGCCUUUAUUGA
Bombyx mandarina (wild silkworm) is the source of this 1353-nucleotide messenger RNA. RefSeq lists its product as uncharacterized. The record is from RefSeq and is a predicted model, not a curated record. NCBI's taxonomy places the organism in Eukaryota, Metazoa, Arthropoda, Insecta, Lepidoptera, Bombycidae.